UUGGGCGUGUGAGUGCGCAGGCGUGCUUGACCGAGAGCUGAAAGGCCUUGGAGCUUUUUCUGAAAGGUGUUCCCAGAGGCCAGGGCGCGACGAUCUAAGGUCCCGGGGCCCUCUAGCGCCAUGGGCAGCGGCUGCCGCAUCGAAUGCAUAUUCUUCAGCGAGUUCCACCCCACGCUGGGACCCAAGAUCACCUAUCAGGUUCCUGAGGACUUCAUCUCCCGGGAGCUGUUUGACACGGUCCAGGUCUAUAUCAUCACCAAGCCAGAGCUGCAGAACAAGCUCAUCACCGUCACAGCCAUGGAGAAGAAACUGAUCGGCUGCCCCGUGUGCAUCGAGCACAAGAAGUACAGCCGCAACGCCCUGCUCUUCAACCUGGGCUUUGUGUGUGACGCCCAGGCCAAGACCUGCGCCCUUGAGCCCAUCGUCAAAAAGCUGGCUGGCUACCUGACCACACUGGAGCUAGAGAGCAGCUUCGUGUCCACGGAGGAGAGCAAGCAGAAGCUGGUGCCCAUCAUGACCGUCUUGCUGGAGGAGCUAAAUGCAACAGGCCGGUGUACUCUGCCCAUUGAUGAGUCCAACACCAUCCACCUGAAGGUGAUCGAGCAGCGGCCCGACCCUCCUGUGGUUCAGGAAUACGAUGUGCCUGUCUUUACCAAGGACAAGGAGGAUUUCUUCAACUCACAGUGGGACCUCACCACACAGCAGAUCCUGCCCUACAUCGACGGUUUCCGCCACGUCCAGAAGAUCUCAGCCGAGGCAGAUGUGGAGCUCAACCUAGUGCGCAUCGCCAUCCAGAACCUGCUGUACUAUGGUGUCGUGACCCUGGUGUCCGUCCUCCAGUACUCCAACGUGUACUGCCCGACACCCAAGGUCCAGGACCUGGUAGAUGACAAGUCCCUGCAAGACGAGUGUCUGUCCUAUGUGACCAAACAAGGGCACAAGAGGGCCAGCCUCCGGGACGUGUUCCAGCUGUACUGCAGCCUGAGCCCCGGCACCACCGUCCGAGACCUCAUCGGCCGCCACCCGCAGCAGCUGCAGCGCGUUGACGAACGGAAGCUGAUCCAGUUCGGGCUUAUGAAGAACCUCAUCCGCAGACUACAGAAGUACCCCGUGCGGGUGUCUCGGGAGGAGCGGAGCCACCCUGCCCGGCUUUACACCGGCUGCCACAGCUACGAUGAGAUCUGCUGCAAGACAGGCAUGAGCUACCACGAGCUGGACGAACGUCUGGAGAAUGACCCCAACAUCAUCAUCUGCUGGAAGUGAGGCUGGUGUGGGGCUGGACGCAGCCGCGGCUGCUCUCCCCUGCUAAGCCCUGCAUGGUGCAUGCGGGCUCGACCGUCCUGUCUCACUGUUGACCCGCACUUCUGUAAAUGAAGUGGAACAUUUCAACCUGCUUGACUGAACACCACCUCUGAGCCAGCCGUGGGAGUGAGUGAAACAGCCAGGUUCCUGGCGCCUUGGAGCGCCAUCUGGUGGUCAGGCCCGACAAUAGACAAGUAAACGAGCGGGCUACUUAUCAAUAAAAACUCGAGUAAAAUGAGGAAGCCGUGAUGAAGAGUGGGUUGGGAUGGGAGCCCGGGCUGCUCUGGAGCAGAUGCGCAAGGAAGGCCUCGCUGAGCCCUCGAGGAGGAAGAGUGUUCCAGGGAACAGGCGCAGAAGCUCUGAAGCAGAAACCACUUAGGGGUGUGUGCGGAGCCCAAGGGGCUGGAACAUCAGAGGCAAAGGGUGGAGGGGCAAGAAGCAAAGUCACGAAUAGAAGAGGGAGCAAGAGCCUGAUGCUUCCGUCUGGUGGCGAGCUGCUUCAGAUGUAUUUAGAAGGCCAGCGGCAGCCAUAGAAUGACCCCCGAGUAAUGUCUCGUGUACGCCUUUUAACAAUCCAGUAAAAAGGCUCAGCCCUGGCUGGUGUGGCUCAGUGGGUUGAAUGCCGCCGGCCUGUGAACUGAAGGGUCGCGGAUUCAAUUCCCAGUCAGGGCACGUGCCUGGGUUGCGCUGGCCAGGUCCCCAGGCUG
Phyllostomus hastatus (greater spear-nosed bat) is the source of this 2009-nucleotide messenger RNA. RefSeq names its product NPR2 like, GATOR1 complex subunit (gene NPRL2). Lineage: Eukaryota; Metazoa; Chordata; Mammalia; Chiroptera; Phyllostomidae. Bases 121 to 1263 code for a protein of 380 amino acids. The transcript is spliced from 11 exons. Gene Ontology annotation, cellular component: vacuolar membrane; GATOR1 complex. Gene Ontology annotation, molecular function: GTPase activator activity. Gene Ontology annotation, biological process: positive regulation of autophagy; cellular response to amino acid starvation; negative regulation of TORC1 signaling. The record is from RefSeq and is a predicted model, not a curated record.